CCCACAGCCGUCCCACGAAGCGGACGCUCACCUGCACGUCUAUUUGAGCGUCUACCUGGCGUCAUGGCUGCACCUGUCCUCUCGGCACCACUGAGAAGCACCGCGGAACAAACAUGAAAGUCCCCUUUCCCGCCUCGUCCGGAGACUCUGCGCCGACACUGAGUUGUUGUGUGGUGUGACCUGAUGGGAUGAUGUUCACCCCCCCUCCCCUGAGGACUUCUCUCGUACAGGCAUGACACUUUCCUCCCGAAAACAAACCUAUUGAUUCUCUAAAUACAAGAUUCCAGCUGCCUGGUGUGUGAGACUGAUCUGUGCCUGCUGCUGCUGAUACAGUUCUUACUGUCCGGUCUGGCACAGAUGGAUGAGCUGGAUGGGUUCCGUGUGAAGCUCACCCCGGACGACGCGGUUCCUCCGGCUGUUUCUGUGGCCGAACACAUCAAUCUAGAAGAUGCACAUUACACCUGGCUGCGAGGCGAGCUGGACUCUGACGCCCAGGCUCUGGAGCCUGAGUCCUGGAGCGUGGCUGUGGAUCAGGACUACAUGAGGGCUCUGCAGAAGGAGGCAGCCAGGAGGCAGGACGUCAUUUAUGAGCUGAUCCAGACAGAGGUGCAUCACGUGCGCACCCUGAGGAUCCUCAAGCACGUCUACAUGCACGAGCUGAGACAGUCCCUGCAGGUGGAGGAGGCCAGACUGGAAGGCCUCUUCUCUGGAGUGGAUCCCCUCCUCACGCUGCACCUGCAUUUCCUCAAGUGCCUCAAGCUGCGUCGCAGCCAGAGUCUGGAGGAAGGGAGCCCCAACAACUACCAGAUCUCUCAGCUGGGAGACGUUCUCAUCAACCAGUUUUCAGGCAAGCUUGGAGAGGGGAUGCGGGAGUGGUACAGUGUCUUCUGCAGCCACCAGGGCGAGGCCUUGGCCUUCUACAAGGAGCAGAUGCAGAGCAACAAGAAGCUGCAGAACCUCAUCAAGAAAAUUGGGCAGCUGCCCCUGGUGAGAAGGCUGGGGAUCCCCGAGUGUUUCCUGUUGGUGACGCAGAGGAUCACCAAGUAUCCUGUGCUGGUGGAGCGAAUCAUCCACAACACUGAAGCGGACACGGACGAGCACAAGUCGCUGCAGCAGGGUUUAGCGCUCAUCAAGGACGCCAUCACGCAGGUGAACGCUCACGUCAGCGACUAUGAGAAAGCGCUGCGGCUGAAGGACAUCUACCUGCGGCUGGAGCCCAAGUCUCAGGGGCGACUGAACAACGGCCGCGUCUUCCGAAGGGAGGACAUCAACCAGGACAAGACGCUGCUGCACGAGGGCGUCCUGAGCUGGAAGUCCUCCGGUCGAGUCAAAGACAUCCAAGCGGUGCUGCUGUCCGAUGUCCUGCUGCUCUUGCAGGAGAAGGAUCAGAAGCUGGUGUUUGCUGCGGUGGACAACAAGCCUCCGGUCAUCUCCCUCCAAAAUCUCAUCGUCCGAGAGGUGGCCCAUGAGGACCGGGCCAUGUUCCUCAUCUGCUCCAGCACUGCCACCACGCUGGAGCUGUACGAGAUGUAUGAGCUGCACUGUGCCUCCAGGGAGGAUCGGCUCAACUGGAUGAAACUGAUCUGGGAAGCUGUGAACAGAUAUUCAGAAGAAGACAAGCUCCGCACUGAGCUGAUCACCACGCUGCAAGAGUAUCAAGAGCUUUUAAGCGCCAAAGACGAGCAGAUAAAACGAAUCCUGGAGGAGAAACUGCACGUCCUGGCUUCUCUGCACGAGGAUGUGACUGGACAGGAGACGGCCCCCAGAAGUCUGCUGCUCUCUGGCAGCCCGUCUGACCUCCAGCAGGGGGCGAAGCUGCUCCAAGAUGCCAUCGAUGAGGUGGAGGCUCUUCAGUUAAGAGCCAAGGAACUGACCCCACACGUGGGGGAGGAGAAGAUGGUCCGCAGGGCCGAGACCUUCGCAGUGUGGGAGAGAAACCCCUCAUCCAAGUCAUUAGAUGUAGAGGAGCUCCACGACGACGGGAGGUGCAACGGUGACCGAGGCCCAGCCCACAUCCAUCGCACCGCCAGCGACCCCCAGCUCCAGCUCCUGAGGUUCUCAGAGAGCCAGGAACAGUCGGCGGAUGGUGACGCUCCACUGACUAACUCCAGCUCUGGAGAUUUCCCCGAGAUGUUUGACCGGAUGAUCCUGCUUGCUCAGAGGCUCUACAGUUUGCAGGCGGUGGUGGCCCAGCAGGACAGUCAAAUCGAGCUGCAGGAGGUGCAGCAGUUCCGGAGCAAACCCUCGCGACCGUACAGCAGCGUCCUGCUGGAGCAGGAGAAGCAGAGGAACCUGGAGAAGCAGAAGCAGGAGCUGGCCAACCUGCACAAGCUGCAGGCGCAGCACCGCGAGGAGCAGCAGCGCUGGGAGAAGGACCGGGACCGGCAGAGCGUGCAGAUGGAGGUGCUGGAGGGCGAGCUGAAGCAGAGGGAGGAGGAGUGCCGGGCCAGGGAGGAGAAGCUGAAGGAGGAGAAGGCUGAGCUGGAGAGUCGGAGGGUGAGCUACCAGCAGGACCUGGAGCGACUCCGGGAGUCCACCAAGUCUGUGGAGAAGGAGCGCGAGCGCUUGAGCCAGGAGAAGGAGCGGCUGGAGCAUCAGCAGGAGAAGCUGAAGAAGCACCUGAGCAGCCUGAACCUGGGGAACUACGAGGACCCCACUUACUACUCCAGCUUCUCCACGUACUCGUCCUUCCGCAGCAACACCAACGGACUUGCCGCUUACACGCCCAUCCCGUCCAGCUCGGGCCCCUUGGAGGUCCCGCCCAAGGUCCCUCCGCGCAAGGAGAGCAUCAGCCCUCAGCCGGUGAAGGCGGACCUUCCCAUCCACCUCAUCAGCACCACCAACCAGGUGCUCAAACCAGCCGUGGUGCAGCAGCAGAUCCCCACCAAGCUGCUGGCCGUCUCCAAGGGCAAGGACAAGGGCUUCCGAGUGAAGGGCCACCAGAGGACCCACAGCGCAGCAUCCAUCGACGUGAACCAGGUGCUGCCCAUCCGCGGCAGCCCGUCCGGGAAAGAAGGUGGAAGCAUGCGAGCGCCCAAGAGCACGGGCCCUCAGAACGUCCCCCCCGCAGGCUCCUUCAACCCGCAGGCUUCCACUCGCAGCGUGAAAACUUCCAAGUCCUUCACGUCACUCAGGACCAUCAACAUGGAAGCUCCUCCUCCACCACCACCGCCUCCUUUCCCCUCUGACGUGCUGGAACCAGGCAAGGAGAAGGAGAUCUUCCUGUGAAGCCCCAGCUUCUGGGCUGGGGGAGACAUUCUAGAGCUUAAGACUCUUGUUUUCAUCUCCUGCCUGAGCAGGAAGAUGUGGGACCUCAUGCAGCGACAAAAGAAUGAAGAAUUGAAUGUUUUAGAAAAAACUUUUUUUAAGUGCCUAGAUGUUUGCACAUUAUUUUAAACCAUUUUUAGUGCCAAAUUUUGUUUCCCUCUUUUUAGACUUAAUUUUUAUCCCUCAGGGAAACCGUCGGAAAUAAUUUAAACGAUGUUCAACAGUUAAAACUGCUGGAAAAUGAUGUCAGAAGAAAGGCUGAACUGCCAACAGCCAGAUGUCUGGGUUGAAUAAACGUGCUU
Synchiropus splendidus (mandarinfish) is the source of this 3569-nucleotide messenger RNA. RefSeq names its product rho/rac guanine nucleotide exchange factor (GEF) 18a (gene arhgef18a). The transcript has 21 exons. Bases 358 to 3228 code for a protein of 956 amino acids. Gene Ontology annotation, cellular component: plasma membrane. Gene Ontology annotation, biological process: regulation of Rho protein signal transduction. Gene Ontology annotation, molecular function: guanyl-nucleotide exchange factor activity. The record is from RefSeq and is a predicted model, not a curated record. NCBI's taxonomy places the organism in Eukaryota, Metazoa, Chordata, Actinopteri, Syngnathiformes, Callionymidae.